Messenger RNA from Dendroctonus ponderosae (mountain pine beetle), 1596 nucleotides. RefSeq lists its product as uncharacterized. Bases 325 to 747 code for a protein of 140 amino acids. The transcript is spliced from 3 exons. NCBI's taxonomy places the organism in Eukaryota, Metazoa, Arthropoda, Insecta, Coleoptera, Curculionidae. The record is from RefSeq and is a predicted model, not a curated record.
UCCCACAAAUUUCAGGCUCGGCCAAGUUUUAUAAUAUCAACGGUGUGAACGGUACACGAUUUUUAGUAGUUCGUUUAUUUUGUUCAUGAAAGUACUGCGGAUCGCGGAACGAUCGUGCCGCGAACUCUACAAUGGCGAAUUGAGAUUACGAAUGUACUUCGUGCAGAGAUGUGGGUGGAUAGGAUGGAAUAAAUAAGAACACCAGCAGAUAACACCUAGGAGGCCACAAUCCGGAAGACUGAAACCAAUCUACUUAAAGCUAAUACUGUGAUAGUAAGAGACGAGAAUUUUACAUAAAUUAGUUCGAGCCCAGCAUCCCUCAAGAUGGAUUUCCUCUCGGAAUUCGACGAAGAAAUGGCUGUAAACGACACGUACAACCUCAAGUUCGGCAACAAGGUGCAACGAGUGGGCAAGAUUUUCUCCUACACAUUCUGGAGAACCAAAAUCGACGGGGAGAUUUUCUGGAGCGUGCAGGGCAACAACAACGACGGCUCAGCCUGGAUAGUCACCCAGUAUUUCGGCAAGCCAGAAGAAGCUAAAAGAUACCAGCAGGAGGUGAUCCUGCACCAUCCGAGCGAAAAGAAGAUCAAGAUGGUAUACAGUUCUCCUUGCACCAAAGGGAUGAAUUGCAUUAAAGUAUCCAGAGCGAUAGUGUGCCACUUCAGGGACGAGACCAACAGUUUGAACUUCGAGUUCAGAAUCACCAGGUUGAAGCGACGGCCAUAUCCCCAGAAAACUAUGUGGUAAAGCGCAGCUAACUGAAUUUUUCUUUAGUUAGAUCAGCUAGGGAAUGUGGCCAAAUGAAAUUCCCGUAGCUGACAGGGCACAUUAAGUUAAGACUUUUCCUGUUAUCGCCGAGUUGAAAUCUCAGCAGAACACCUGAUCCAUAACCAACGAACGCCCAUCUUUACCUCCGUGGACCCAUUAGAAAACCGCUCUAAUCCAAAAGUUUAUGUCGUUAUUGCCUCUUCUGGAAGAAGUCUAGCGAUUGGACGGUUCCACACACUCAAAACUGCUCCUGUUUUCUCAGCAAAACACUUGGAAGUAUGUUUUGGAAGCUGGCAAAGUAGGCCACAGUUAAAUGAAUUUGUUGAUGCUUAGCACCAGUCGCUUUGUAACACUAACAGACUUUUACUUACGGUUCAUUAAGUUGUGACAUAAAAACGAUUAUGUUUUAAUUACAAAACUGUGUUACUUUACCAUUGAAAUAAUGGGCUUUUUAGUGGCGAAACGAAAGUAUUUUUGCUACAACGUGUCCUAAAUUUGGAAGGUACCAAUAACCAAUAAAGCAGGUAGUGGUCCCAUGCUAUAAUCACUUAUUAUACAAUACACUUUUUUAUGCCUAGUGAUCUCUUGUUACGCUUUCAAACGUGUGCUAUUUUUAGUGUUUAAUUCGUUUUUUUGUUCAUCAAAGUUACCAUUUUAUACACGGUAGUAUAGGCGCUAUUUUAUACUUUAGCAGUAUGUUGAUAAAUGCAUGCUUUAAGUAUACAACGGAAAUGGUUUGGAUAAGUUUAUGGUGGAUACACUGGGCUGGAUAGAGAUGUAAAACAUUCAGUAUUUAUAGAAGAGCAAUAAAGUUAAUGUUGAAGACCA